This is a messenger RNA of Colias croceus (clouded yellow), 653 nucleotides long. RefSeq lists its product as uncharacterized. The record is from RefSeq and is a predicted model, not a curated record. Lineage: Eukaryota; Metazoa; Arthropoda; Insecta; Lepidoptera; Pieridae. The transcript has 3 exons. The coding region runs from base 187 to 636 and encodes 149 amino acids.
UUGGAAACGGCGAUUUUAAAUACAAUCAAACUACGAACAUUGUAACCUUUGUAAUAUUGUCGAUGUCCAUGUCUUUGACAUAAAUAAAAUUACCUUCAACCAAGCCUUCAACUCACUAAAGUCUUUCUAAUAAAAUCACAAAAUUCAAUUUUGAAGAGUUUCAUUAUUUAAGUAUAUUAUUAGGCGAUGGAAUUUUUUGGCCAUACACUAUUUGGACCGCAAAACUACAUAAGAGAUACAAUGAGGGAUGAUUACAUCGAGCCGACUACAAAAGAACAAGCAGAUCAAAUAAUAGAAUUUAUUAAAUUAAAUCAGAAUCCGAAACGACAGGGUCCAGAUCUGGAUGCCAUAAAAGUGAUAGAUUGUUACAUUGGGAGAGUAAAUGGAUUUGCUUACGGAUCGUCCAUCCGAUUUAAAAAGAUGAAACGAAAAGGAGUUAUUAAACCUGUCGGACCAGCUGAAAUGUACAGAUUACCGCCAGUGACUUCUAUUGAGUAUGGUUGGUUUUUGCAUGAUCCUGAAUUGGCUUCAACAUCAUGGUACAAAACACAUCCCAGACAUCCUCAACCAGCUUCUCCAAAUACUUUAAUUCUUGAUGUUGUACGCAAAAAUAAUAAAUAUGCGACUCUGUUCUAACUUUAUUUGUUACUAGC